CUUAACACCCAUGACCAUGAAAUACGAAUGCAUGUGACUCUUUGGCCCGUAUGCUCAUCGCUUUGCAGGGUUUGGCUUCAGAGGUGACCUGCUCAAGCCCAGUGGGGUUUGAUCGUCUCGAAGUCUUGCGGCGGUUCUCGGUCACAGCGAUGGGGUGCCUUACGGGAUGCUGCAAGUUUUUGGUGCUGAUCGUGGCUGUGAUCGUGGGGUACUGGAACUCUAUGGAGCGCCCAAUCGGCCCGGUCUUCGCGGCGGUGUUCACCGUGGUGGGCAUGGGCAAGCCCAAGACCGAGGCGGUGCCAGACGAUCUCACGCCGGCGCCGCGUCCCAGCAAGGAGCUCUUUUUGGGCCUGCCCUCGGGCGCAAAGAUGCCGGCCAACGGCCUGGGCAUGUGCUGCCGGCCUACGGCCUAUGAUCCCGAGAGCGUCUACCGCACUGUGCUGUGGUACCUACUGCAGGGGGGCCGCCACAUCGACACGGCGGACAUCUAUGGGAACCACGUGCCCAUCGGCAAGGCCUUGAAGGAGGCCCAGAAGCGCGGCGUGCCCCGCAAGGAGGUGUUUCUGACCACCAAAGUCUUUCCCGACGACUUCGGCUACGACGCCACCCUCCAUGCAGUGGACCGAAUGCUCAAGGAGCUGGAUCAGGAGUACAUCGACUUAAUUUUGCUGCACGCGCCUCGGAAGUUCCACCCCUGGACGGCAUAUCAGAUGUACCUCAACAGCUCCACGGAUGAGUUCUGGAGCAAUGACUGCCGGAACCAAGUCGCGUGCCGCAAGAACACCUGGAAGGCCUUGUCCGAGCUGAGAGCCUCGGGGGUGAUCGGAGAUGCGGGAGUGAGCAACUUCAGGGUGGAGCAGAUGCAGGAACUCCAGUCCCUGAAUUUGGCGCCCAUUGCUGUGCACCAGAUCCAGUACCACCCCUGGAUCCCCCCGUGGCAGCAAGAGAUCGUGGACUUCUGCCACGCCCACAAGAUCGCGAUCACCGCCUACUUCUCCCUGGGGGGCAUCCAGACCAAGGACCGGGCCUUGAGCCUGGAUGAUGUCAAAGCGAUUGCCAAGAAGUAUUCCAGAUCAUCCAGCCAGGUGCUGCUUCGUUGGGCGCUGGAGAAGAAUGUGAGCGUGAUCCCGGGCACCGGGAAUCCCCACCACAUGAAGGAGAAUCUGGGCGUCUACGACCUAUCGCUGAAUGAGCAGGAGAUUGCGUCCAUCAACGCUUUGAAGAGCGAGCCCAUCGCAGACGACUUCUUCUUCUUCAAGUGGUGAGGUAUGCAGAACCCCAUUCUUUAUUUUCUCUGGUUGAUGCCCCAUUGUCUUCACCCAUGAUUUGCCGUCUGAAAGGUGCCCUGAGGAGAGCCCGUCCAGCGUAUGUACUGGGAUUUAGCAAGCCUCGUUGCCUCGUGGGAUCCGACAGAAUUUCCGUAACCCCCUCCCCCUAAGACCCUGGUCUUGAUGCCACGGGAAGGAAGGGGGGAAAGGGAGGUUGGGGACGGUCGGAUCCCAUGAGAGGUGUCCCUUUGCAGGGCACCGACGGUUUUGAGUUGACCAAAGCGGCGUAUGAGCCACUUUAGUGCUCACCUGGGCUUGAACCAGGAUGUAGAAACACACCCAAUCUAUUUUGAGAUCCC
Effrenium voratum is the source of this 1627-nucleotide messenger RNA. NCBI's taxonomy places the organism in Eukaryota, Dinophyceae, Suessiales, Symbiodiniaceae. The record is from the annotation of a GenBank genome assembly.